AUGAUGCCCCCAAAGCUCGACCAGAAGCCUCCAGAAGAAUGGGGGGCCCCAAAAGGCGCGCCUGAGUUUGUGCUGCUUUUGCUGCUGGGGUUGGGGGGCCCCAGCAGCAGCAGCAGCAGCAGCAGCAGCAGCACAGCUGGCUGCAGCGCCAGAGCCUUCAGCAGCAGCCGGCGAGGCUGCGGGCACUUGGGCGAAUCAUGCAUUGGGAGGCAUCAAAUGGAAAAGCCUCACGCUGCUGCUGCUGCUGUAGUUGCUGCUGCUGCUGCAGUCGCUGCUGCAGUUGCUGCUGCAGUUGCUGCUGCAGUUGCUGCUGCUGCCGCUGCUGCUGCAGCUGCCGCGGCUGAGGAUGUGGAAGCAGCGACUCAAUACCUGCUUCUUGCUGCCGCCAAGCAGCAGCAGCAGCAGCAGCAGCGGAAGCAGCGGCAGCAGCAGCUGCUGCGGACCCCCGCUGCUGCCGCCGCUGCAGCAGCAGCGGGGCACUUCAGGCCGAGCAACCUGCAGCAGCCGCACCAGCAGCAAUGGAAGCAGCAGCAGCAGCAGCAGCAGCAGCAGCAGCAGGGGGCCCCCCAGCCCCACAAGUGCCCCGAGGGGGCCCCCCCUGGUGUCCCGGGGGGCCCCCUGGGGGCCCCCGGGGGCCCCCCGGGGGCCCCCGGGGGGCCCCAGGGGGCCCCCGGGGGGCCCCCCGCCACCUAUGAGCUGCCGCUGUGCGGCUGCUGCUGGGGGGCCCCCCAGGAGGCAGCAGCAGCUGCUGCAGCGCAGCAGAGUGCUUCUCAAGGAGCAGCAGCAGCUGCUGCAGCGCAGCAGAAUUCUUCUCAAGAAGCAGCAGCAGGAAGCUGCUGCGCACAGUGCAGGGGCCUCUGCUGGCUUGACGCUGGGGGGCCCCUGGGGGCCCCCCUGUGUCUGCUGCAGCUGCUGCAGGGGCCCCCCGGGGGGCCCCCGAAGCAGCUGCCGCUGCAUGCAGCAGCAGCAGCGCGGCUGCUGCUGCUGGCUGCCCUUAGGGAAGCUGCUCCGGAGGCGUUGCUGCAGCAGUCAACUCACCCUGCUGCGGAGCUGGCAGCAGCAGCAGCAGCUGCUGCUGCUGCUGCUGCUGCUGACAAGAAGCUGUCUUUUGGUCUUGCUGCUGCGUGGAGGGCCCUUAGCCGCCCCUUUUUCCAGCAGCUUGUAGAUGUGGAGAUCUCCUCGUGUCUUGCUGCUGCUGCUGCUGCUGCUAGCGCUACUGCUGCUGCUGCUAGCGCAACUGCUGCUGCUGCUAGCCCCGCUGCUGCUGCUGCUGCUGCUGCAGAGGAAGUACCGCUGCAAGAGUUCGUGAAGCUGCAGCUGCUGCUUGCUCUUUUGCGCUGUGGCGUUGCCCGCCGGCCCACGCCGCAGCAGCAGCAGCAGCAGCAGCAGCCAGCAGCAGCAGCAGCAGCUGCAGCAGCAGAUUGGCCUGACUGGGCAGCAGCAGAGGCCUGCUCUUUCAAGGUGGCAAUUUCGUGCAGCGCUCACGUCAACAGGAGCAGCAGCACAGCAGCAGCAGAAGCAGCAGCAGCUGCUGCUGCAAACAAUGGCCCAGAUAGCCGCGCCGCAGCAGCAGCAGCAGCAGCAGCAGCUGCUGCUGCUGCUGCUGCUGGGCACACUGCAGCGAAGGAAGAGGCCCUGUGCUGCGGGCGCUUAAGGGACCUCCGGAUCGUUUUGAAGUCUCUUUUAGUAACAGGCAAGGCUCUGCGCAGUAAAGACCUAGUGUUUAGGCUGGACAUGUCAGUGGAAGAGGCCUUGGGGCUGCCGCUGCAGCGGCUGUUUGAGGCGAAGACCUUCAAAUUCAUGGCUGCUGGCAGGGAAGACUCAGAUGUGCGCAUGCUGGGGGAUGGCCGCCCUUUUGCUUUGCUGCUGGAGAACUGCAGCAGAUGCCCCGAAGACCUCAUUAACGCUUUAAGUCGGGAUUGCAGCAGCAGCAGCAGCAGCAGCAGCAGCAGCUGCAGCAUGGGCUCUUGCUGCACCUGCUGCACUUCAGGUGCUGCAGCAGCAGCACCUGAAGUGCAGCAAGGCUCUUUACCCCCUUCCAAGCGCUGCUGCACCGAACGAGCAGCAACAGGCACCACUGCAGCAGAUGCAGCAGCAGCAGACGCGGUAGCAGCAGAUGCAGAAGCAGCAGCAGCAGAAGGCGCAGCAGCAAAGAAAGCAGCAGCAGCAGCAGCAGCAGCAGAGGGAAGUGAAAAAGCCCUCGACAAACUGCUGCUGCAGUGGUCGCAGCCAGAAGGGGCCCCACAGGACCGCGUCUUGCCUUUGUGCUGCAGGGGCCCCCUAAGCAGUGCAGCGCAGGUGGCCUCCUUGCUGCUGCUGAAGCAGCAGCAGCAGCAGCAGCAGCAGCAGCACUUGGCCGUUAGCAGCAGCAUUGCUAACGGCAGCAGCAGCAGCAGCAGCAGCAGCGAAGCACGGCUCCAGCUGUGCGCCUCUUCGCAUGUUCCUUUAGGGGAAUCGGUGAAACGCUGCAGCAGCAAUGAAGAGCCUUCAGCAGCAGCAGCAGCAGCUGCUGCUGCUGCUGCUGCUGCUGUGACAGUGCAGCAGCUGCAGUUCCACAGCAACAGCAAAGCCUUGCGUCUGGCGCUGCAGUUGGGCGCUGAGGAGAAGGUCAAGUGCUACGAGGCUUUGGUGUUCAGCGCCCUGCCGCUGCAGCAGCAGCAGCUGCAGCAGCUGCAGCAGCAACUGCAGCAGCAAGGUGGCCUGCAGAUACACCAGAAAACGCCCCUCCGCGUGCUGCACAGAAGAUCGCUAGCUGCAAGGCCAAGACAAAUCGAAGCCCUCAGCUUCCAGCUGCUGGGGCCCCACUUAUUUGUUUGCCGGCUGAAGACCCAGGCAGGCACAUAUAUCAAAGAGUUCGUGCACGGGGACAUGGGCAGGACAAGACCCAACCUCAGCGAGCUCUUGGGGGCCCCCCUAGACCUUCUGCUUCUUGACGUGCUGGCCCUCCAGUUCUAA
Molecule: messenger RNA, 2955 nt
Organism: Eimeria necatrix
Lineage: Eukaryota; Apicomplexa; Conoidasida; Eucoccidiorida; Eimeriidae
Exons: 7
Coding region: 1-2955 (984 amino acids)
Biological process (GO): tRNA pseudouridine synthesis
Molecular function (GO): RNA binding; pseudouridine synthase activity
Source: RefSeq, a predicted model, not a curated record